CCUCAACAAGGGAUGCGUCUGUCUCGAAGGAUGUCCAUCAUCAGGAUGCCGUCCAAAGGCUGGAAAGCGGUUGCGCUGACUUUCGCCGCGGCUGUCUUGGCUGUCGUCAGCGUCUUCUCGUCGCUGCGCCCUCUGUGGGCGUCCCCGCCGGUCCGCCGUGAGCCGCAGCGGGACGUGUUCUUCCUGAAGACGCACAAGACCGCCGGCUCGUCCGUGCUCAACCUGCUGCUGCGAAGAGCCGAGAGCGAGGGCCUCAACCUGGCGCUUCCCAGGGACGUGGAAAAACACAUUAUGGGCUACCCGCAGACCUUCUCGCCGCACCAGCACCUGCUGAACUACUCACAGUGCGGGCUACGACCGAAUCUCAUGGCGCUGCACAUGCGAUACAACGAGACCGGAGUCAAGGAGGUGAUGCCCCCGAACACCGUGUACGUAACGAUAAUGCGGCGGCCAACCGACCUGUUCGCGUCGCUCUACUACUACUUCAUGUUCGACAACAUUUACGACGCCAGCCUGACCGCCUUCCUCAGGGAGCCCUUCUUCGUACAGACGGUCCGCAACGCCCGGCUGCACGAAUCUCUGGGCUUCAACCAGAUGGCUUUCGACCUCGGCGUCGACGGUGACGACAUGGUAGCCCGCGGUAGCGACGACGAGGUGUCCCGGUUCGUGCAGUCCGUGGACCGAGGCUUCCACCUCGUCAUGAUCGCCGAGCGUUUCACCGAGUCGUUGGUGCUGCUGCGCGAACUGCUCGGUUGGCAGCUGGACGAUAUGGUCACCUUCAAGCACAACGUGCGCGUCCGCCGCUACCCGCCACCUGCCGAGGACGCCGUCAGGAUCUUGGAGACGGCGAACCGCGUGGACGAAGCGCUGUACCGGCACUUCGCGGCCAAGCUGGACCGCCAGGUGGAGGCGUUCGGCCGCGGCCGCAUGGAGGCCGAGGCGGCCGCGCUGGAGAGCCGCACCGCCUUCUGGUACCAGCGGUGCGUCGCCUCGACCAGGUUUCGUCAGGGGGAAGCCGUGUUCGAGUACUCGGCGCGCGAGAACGUCUCGGAGGGCGAGCGACGCAUGUGCGAGCUCCUCACCACGCCCGAGCAGGCGUUCGUCAAGAGGGCCCGCGCGCGACUGUUCGCGCUCUGCCCGCAGGCGGCGCCGCCGGCGACGACGACGACGCCAGAUCGCGGGCCGAGGUGACCGGCAAUACAACACUAUCGACUUCAAACGAAACCUUGCCGAGCAUCUUUUCUUUCUUCCCCUAUCUUUUC
Messenger RNA from Dermacentor silvarum, 1262 nucleotides. RefSeq names its product galactose-3-O-sulfotransferase 3. The record is from RefSeq and is a predicted model, not a curated record. The transcript has 5 exons. The coding region runs from base 13 to 1191 and encodes 392 amino acids. Gene Ontology annotation, molecular function: galactosylceramide sulfotransferase activity. Gene Ontology annotation, cellular component: membrane. Gene Ontology annotation, biological process: glycolipid biosynthetic process. NCBI's taxonomy places the organism in Eukaryota, Metazoa, Arthropoda, Arachnida, Ixodida, Ixodidae.